This is a messenger RNA of Mesorhabditis belari, 327 nucleotides long. NCBI's taxonomy places the organism in Eukaryota, Metazoa, Nematoda, Chromadorea, Rhabditida, Rhabditidae. The record is from the annotation of a GenBank genome assembly.
AUGUCUGCCGCUGCCACAGCCGACGAGGUCCGCGCCGAGAAGAGGCCCCUUGCUGACAAGGAGGAUGAGAAUGGUGUUGCUGAGAAGAAGGCUCACACCGAGAACGGAAAUGAGGUCGAGGAGAAACUCAAGGACAAGGCCACCGAUGAGAACGCCGAGGGUGAGGGUGAGGAAGAGGAGGAUGAUGAGGUAGAUGACGAGGAAGGCCAUGAAGAAUCCUCGGGUGGUGAAGACUCUGAAGGAGACGUCGAGGGAGAAGAUGAUGAGGGAGCCAGUGGAGACGAUGGUGAUGAAGGAGAAGAGCCUGAAGGAGGCGAGGAGAGCGAU